Messenger RNA from Lingula anatina, 2576 nucleotides. RefSeq lists its product as uncharacterized. Gene Ontology annotation, molecular function: ATP binding; protein kinase activity. NCBI's taxonomy places the organism in Eukaryota, Metazoa, Brachiopoda, Lingulata, Lingulida, Lingulidae. Gene Ontology annotation, biological process: protein phosphorylation. The record is from RefSeq and is a predicted model, not a curated record.
UGAAAACACAAAAUACUUGGAAAUACGAGGCGGUAGCAGCAAUGGCAAACAUAAGUGACAUUACUCUAGACACCAUUGAGUCUUUGAAUGACUCCGUGGAGGCCUUUGAUAUUUGCGAUCGUUUUGAGAUAUACACUGACGACAUUGAAGAUCUACAGGAUCUAAAAGAAAGGCUUCGCUUACAUUUCGAGGCAGAACACUCUCAAGUUCCCAGAUUGGAAAAGGCUGCUGAUGUUUUCGCUAAACUACGAGAGAAUGAUACGCAAAGAAGAAAUGCACUUCAGUCGAUCUUUCAAACCAUUAAAGAGUCCCUACCAUUACUUGACUUGAGCAUCUUAAAGAGACUGGAAGCUGAGAAUGUUGUAUCUGAGAGCGCAGACAUAAACGUGCGUAAAAGGAUCACCAUGCUCGAAUCUGGUAACUGCCCAAUACUUGUAGCAGGCGAAACUUCUUCGGGGAAGAGCACGCUUUUGAACCUUCUCCUUGGCAAGAAGAUCUUACCGGAAGCCCAUUUAAGCUGUACAGCUGCGAUCACAAGAAUAAAGUAUGGGGAAAAACAUAGAGUAGUCAAAGUGACACACCAACCUGACGGCAGGAGGAUGUCGUCAGAAGUCCCCAUAAAGAACCCUGAUGAUUUGUGCUCGGCUUUGGAGCCUGUUCUAUUCCCAAAGGGUGCAGCGAGGGAGGAUGAACUUGAAAAGUGCACUGUUGAUGUUUAUUUGCCAUUUGAACUGUUAAAGAGUGGUGUGUAUAUCAUCGACAGUCCUGGUAUUGGUGAGAGUGGUGUCAUGGAUGACGUGGUUCUUGACUUCAUUGCCAACAAUGACGUCUUUGCCUUCAUUUACGUCAUUAUGACUGAUAAGUCAGGCGGAGUACAAGAAGAUAGGCUCCAAAAAUUGCUGCGGCAACUUCAAGAUAUGAAGGAUUCUGCUGGAGAGCCAAUAUUUGACCCUGGCUGUGCUAUUUUUGUCUGCAACCGCUGGGAUCUGGUGCCAGAGGACGCAAGGGAAAAGGCUUUAGAGAAUGUACGUUUGGCAGUGAGUGAGGGCUGGAACUGGCCCAUGGAUUCAUCAAAGCAGAUAUUUACCCUCUCUGCUAAAAUGGCAUGGCAGCACAGUCAGGCUGGGUACAUGACUCACGACUACAGGCGACUGGUCAGAGGCAUCAAGGGCCUGAUUCCAGUGAGUUUGCAAAGAAGGACGGCGCAUGUGCACCGAUGGGGCAAACAUAUGGUAGAGCGUACCAUAGAUUGUGCCCAGCAGUAUCUUCAUUCUGCCAAUUUGACAAGGGAUGAACUUGAGGUUCAGCACAACUCACAGAAGGAAAAGUUGGACAAACUUGAGAAAAAGUCGGAAGAUAUUUUGAAAAAACUAGAGGAUCACCUUAAUAAAGAAUGUGAAACCAUUACUGAUUCUUUAUCUAGAUAUCUUAGCAGCGAUCCUGUCCGUGCUCGAGUUACCUCUUGGACCAAUGCCGAAGCUCCUUAUGGGAUUGGGUGGAACUAUUUAGAAGGAAGAAUAGAAGAUGCCAUCUGUAAAAGAAUCAUUGAUGCCAUCAGCUCUUGGGAAACGGAGAAAAAACAUUUUGAAACCCUGAAGAAAGACUUGUUCAAGAAAUUCACUAGAGAAUUCCAGUUAAUUGAAUCUGAGCUGCGAAUGAUUGAAAACAUGUUGGAAAGGUCCUCAGAAACCGAUUCUAGGGACAGUGCAGAUUUGGCAGCCUAUAUGGAAUUGCAAGACCUAAUGGACAACGAGGUGAACAAAAUGUCGAUUGUAGACUUAAACCUAGGUGACAAAAUUGCACUCGGUUUAUUUUCACCAAUCAUUUUACCCAUUGGUGCGUUGGGUAUGCUUCUCGCGUCACCGGCAUUGCUUUUUGUUGACUUAAAAAAACAUGUAAGGAAGCAGAAAGAGAAACAAAUGUUAAGCCUAUAUGAGCAGAAAAAAUGUGAAUUUCUUCGAGACAGAUCAUCCGAGGCUUUGAAAAUAAUGGCUAAGCGUGAUGUUACAAAGGCCUAUGUCGAUGCUCAACUCCAAGAGGCCUGGGAUCAUCUACAGAUGAUGCACGAGUCUAUUCCACAGCUUAUAUCUUCAACACGAAAUUACAUGCAGACCAUCAAAGAAGACCAACGGUCUAAGGAGCAGCUCAUCGACACCUAUGACCCUGUCGUCAAGAAGUUUACCAGAGUUAACAAUGCGCUGGAAGAUUUUGCUAUUACACAUCUUUUCUCGCACGAUUAUAACGAGACAGAUGUGGAAGCAGACAUCGAACCUGUGAAAGGGCAAACGUCAUAUAAAGGGAACUGGACUGAAGUUUUUCCUGCCAUCUUAAAUUCUCCAAAGGGUCAAUCCCUCAAAAUAUCUGUAAAACGAUAUAAAGGGCCUACAUGUGAGAAGCAAGUACGUGAGGAAAUCAUUGAAAUGAGAAAAAUGAAGCAACAAAAGAGGAAAUUCAUUCCCACCAUACUGGGUACUUAUUUGGAUCCAACAUAUAAAUUGCCAUCUCUUAUCAUGACCCCGCGUCUGACCAGUUUGAGGGUCUUCAGCAGUGGCAAGGGCAGUCGUAAAAUUGUCUAA